Trichobilharzia regenti is the source of this 2159-nucleotide messenger RNA. NCBI's taxonomy places the organism in Eukaryota, Metazoa, Platyhelminthes, Trematoda, Strigeidida, Schistosomatidae. The record is from the annotation of a GenBank genome assembly.
UUAAAUAUAAAUUUGCAAAUCGCUCCUAAGGUCUCCACUGCUUUCUUUUGUGUUGCAGUCGUUUGUCUUCCUGUUUGUCUCACUAUAUAUAGCUUCUAUAUGACUUGCAAUCCGAAACGCACUCGAAACCUCUCGCUCUAUAUGACUUGCUGAAUGAUGAUGAAGAAGGUAGAUACUUGGCCACAAAAGAUCUGCAAACAUUAUUAGUCCCAUAUCCUACAGCUGCCUCUCAAAUCACCCAUUACCUUCAUCCACUACUGAUUCUGGCUGACAAUUGUGAAAUAUUACCUUUAUACCUAUAAAAAAAUCCCAAUAACCACCUGUACAGAGCUAAUAAAGCUUUUUACUUAAGAAUUGAUGAAAUUUUCCUGAUGGUGGUUGCAUGGAUAAUCUGUGACUGACCGGCGUGAUGAUUAUUUCCAGCUCCUACAUACUCCAGCUGUCAUUUAAUAUGCAUUACUUAGUUCUCGCGGCAAUUUAACUUGUCUAUUUGAGUACGUUGAAUUCUUAUUUCAGUGACAAAGCCACUAAUUCUGUUAUUUUCAUUUCUGAUGCUCUGGUGGAUGUCUUAUAUUCUCAUAUACUCAUGCACUUUAUUAUUCGCUAUUCUCCUGCAGUAUAUGGCACAGACGCCUGUCACACUCCCCGGGAAGCAAAAUUUUGUUGGCGGAUUCGGACUUGUCCAAGUACUUCAGACCCAAGCGCGUUCAGAUGCUCAAAAUGUUGAACAAAGGCCACAGAACAUGAAGACGAUAACAACUAUCCGUCCAUUUGUCCCAGCAGUCUCUGGUAGGGAUAUAAACACUAAUACUGCUGUGCAAUAUGUAAGAAAUACUGCAGAAAUACCAGUCUUCGGUGCUCCUGGCGCUUUUGUUGCGGCUCCAAUGAACCGAACGUUCACCCCGUUUGUUAAUCCAGUCAGGAAUUUAAAUCCUGGCUUGAUUACUUCUCUUCCUGGUGGUGGACAGGGGCAAUUAGGUGGUGCCCUCUCCAGCCUAGCGAAUUCACGCAAACCUUGUAAUUGCACGAAGUCACACUGCCUUAAAUUGUACUGUGAGUGCUUUGCACAAGGUCAACUUUGUCAGAACUGUAAUUGCCACAACUGCAUGAAUAACCUAGCUUAUGAAGAAGAACGGGGGAGAGCUAUUAAGAUGACUUUGGAACGAAAUCCUACUGCAUUUCAUCCGAAAAUUGGUCGUGGCGAAGGUGAAAGAAAGCAUACUAAAGGAUGUAAUUGCAAGCGUUCAGGGUGUUUGAAAAACUAUUGUGAAUGUUAUGAAGCAAAGAUAAGCUGCUCAGACCUGUGUCGCUGUCAAGGCUGUCGCAAUACCGAGGAAAGUGUAGAAAGGCGCUCCCUUAUGCGUUUGGAUGCAAUGGGAGUCUUGAGGUCAAGACAGCCUUCUUCCUUCAAAAAGCACUUAGUAAAACCUGCAUCGGAAACGUUGUCUCACGUAUUCUUCACUUGGGAAGUGAUUGAGGCAAUAGCUACUUGUAUAAUGGCCCAGGCUGAAGAGUUAGAUCGUCGUGAUGUACCUCCAGCGGCAAAUGAGCGAAUACUUCUGGAAGAAUUUGGACGCCUUAUUGAUCGUGUGGUGGAAUCGUCUGUCAAAGUUCAUACACAUCCAUUGAGUGGCAUCCACACCUUGGCUUCGAUCGACGAUAAUGAACAAGGUCUGACACAUAGUGGGGGGUCAACUGGUCCUGGAAGUCUAGGUGGUAAGGGUAGGGGAGUAGUUGGAGUAGCAGCUGCUGCGGCUGCUGCCGCAGAUGUUCUACAGGAUGACGAAGAUGAGGAAAAUGAAAUGUUAAAUGAGAUGGAUGUAGAUGAUGCCGACGAUAUGGAAGAUGAAAUGUACGACGUUGUCGGAGAACCAACACUUUCACGUCACCACCAACAUUCCCGAUCGCACCUUGCACGCCGUCAUCGAUCUGCACACCUUGUUUCUGACUUUGACGAUGACAUAAUGAGCGAUGAUGACCCUGUAGAUAGGGUUCAUGCUGUACCUCCUACUGUUAGACCAGGGAUUAAUUCAUACAGAUUUCGGGAAACCCAUUCACGACGGUUGCAAAAAACAAGUGAUAACAAGUACACGUCACAUCAUACUCGGCAGAGUUUCAGUAACCGCAAUCAUCGUCACCACGACCCUGACCUGGUGUAA